This is a messenger RNA of Hyposmocoma kahamanoa, 3432 nucleotides long. RefSeq lists its product as uncharacterized. Lineage: Eukaryota; Metazoa; Arthropoda; Insecta; Lepidoptera; Cosmopterigidae. Gene Ontology annotation, biological process: neurogenesis. The record is from RefSeq and is a predicted model, not a curated record. Gene Ontology annotation, molecular function: protein binding. Bases 164 to 1975 code for a protein of 603 amino acids. Gene Ontology annotation, cellular component: P-body; cytosol. The transcript has 10 exons.
UAUUUGGACUAUGCGAAUGGGUGAAGUGUUAUUUAUUUUUAUAUUUUGACUCAUUUUCGCUAUUUUAACGCGUUGUGCUUGAUAACUAUUAUAGUGAUUCCGUGAGAUUGUGUAAUAAGCAUUGUAUAUUUUAAAUAGUGGUUGGUGCAAAAUCUUAUUCAAAAUGGGUUCGGCUCCUAGCGAUUGGCAGCUUGGGUGUAUGGAGAUGAAACAGAGGGGAGCUCAUCUUUUGCAAUCUGGACAAUGGUCAGAUUGCACGUUUUUAGUGGGCACGGAGCCGCACCAAGUCGUGGUCAGUGGCCACAAACUGAUUUUAGCCAUGGCGUCUCCAGUUUUCGAAGCGAUGUUCUACGGCGGAAUGGCGGAGAGAAAUGACCCUAUACCCAUCUUAGAUGUACAACCUGAAGCAUUUAAAGCUCUUCUAGAAUACAUCUACACAGAUAACAUAAACAUAUGUUCAUUUGACAAAGCAUGUGAGCUCUGCUAUGGUGCAAAAAAAUACAUGUUACCGCAUUUAGUGAAGGAAUGUACUCGAUACCUGUGGUCAGAUCUCUACCCGCGAAAUGCAUGUAGAGCAUAUGAGUUUGCCAGGUUAUUUGAAGAGAAUGUUCUCAUGGAAAAAUGUUUACAGAUAAUCAGUACAAACACCAAAGAAGUUUUAAAUGACAGCAGCUUCCUAGAAGUUGAACUGAACACGGUGAUCACUGUGUUUUCCUUAGACCAUUUGAACGUUGACAGUGAGUUAGAUCUAUUUGAGGCUGCGGUUCGAUAUGCCAAGGGGCAUGAUAAGAGGAACUUGGAGAGGAGUGUGAGCCCCGUAGUGGACCAACGGCCUAGUCCUGGCCCUUCUACUUCAAAAGAUAAGGUGGUAAACAUAGAAAGCAGUGCCGAGAAUAGCCCGGUUGGCGCAGAAGGGUGCGCGAGCGCAGCGGAUGUGGGCCCGGCAGGUGACGCGCCUGUUACUACAGCUGAGAACCAACAGACACCGGACAAGGGAGAUGUAAAAGAAAAAUCAAAGAUUCGCAGUAUAAUCGAGAAUAUACGGUUUUUGACCCUAACGGCGCAGCAGUUCGCCGAAGGCCCUGCGCGGUCUUCCUUACUCUCAGAGACCGAGGCUUUCGCCGUCCUUAUGAACAUACUGUCCAGCAACUCCGCUGUGCCUAUGCCUAAUGGAUUCUCGACAAACCGAGUGCCAAGGAAGCAGCUCAUCGGCGGCGGAGCCCAGGGAUCAUCCAAUAUGCCGACGUUUACGGUUGAUACGCCGAGUCCUGUGGGCGGAGAGACAGCGUGCCCGAUGGAGCGGAUGGACCGGCUGGAACGACUGGAGCGGCCCGCCAACCCGCAUAAUCCUGCGCUGGCGCUGCCGGCCAUCUCGCACCCACACCACGCCUGCCCGCUCUCCUAUCCGCGCCCCUCUCGCUUCGACGGCAUGAGACUGCAUUCAGCAGUUCACGUUCCAGUGUCAGGCAUCAUGGGAGAGUUCAACAAGAUCUACUGCCAACGAGCCAUCUUGCAGCAAACUGACUGCCUCAACACCAGUGUGCUGGAUUGCUCUGUCACUUUUAUGGUGGAUAAGAACAUAUGUCUACUCGGAGUCCAGGUGCCGACGCAGGCGCCCAGCGAGGAGAGCGCGGUGCAGGGGCUGAACAGCGCGGUGCUGGGCGGCCCCACCGGCUACUCCGAGCUUCUGUACGCGCACCUGCUGGACGCCGACGGCGCCAGACUCACCUACACGCACUACACCAGCCGCGUGCCCUACCGCCACCUGCUCGACAUCAUGUUCAACAGGCCCGUCUACAUACAGCGGAACAAGGUAUACAAAGUGGGCAUAGUGUUCAACAAGAUGGGGUGGUACCCUCUGGGCACAUGUGCUCAGCAGGUAGCUGCAGAGUCGGUCUUCUUCAACUUCGGCAUCGGCCAGAGCUCAGACUCUGUCCGCGACGGGCUCAUACGCUCCAUCAUAUUCUCCUAUUGAGUUUACGCCAAACCGUUAAGGCUUCGCCACACAGGAUUCGGAUCGACACCAGGAGCGAUUCGGGCGCGGCGUAAGUCGAAUAGUUUUCCACGGGAGACAAAACAACGACGCUAAAAUAUCGCUCUUAAAAGUCUAUAUUACAUCGCUUUUCGUGUGGUGAAGCACUUAACGAUUGUGCUUCACACUGUAGUGAUAAUAGAUUUUUAUUAAUACUAACUUUCGAAAAAAAGGACCUAUUUGAACGCAACAGCGUCGCACUGUGAGAGUGCAACUUUAUUUCGCUGGCCAAAACACGACAAUUACGGCAAAUACUCCUUUUUUUGGAGAGGCAUAUCCAGCAGUUUACUAUAUUCCAGUUAAAAUAAGGUUUUAAUGUCGUAAAACAUACUUCAAAUAUUUUAAAUUAAAUAUAAAGUUACCGCGUUGUCGAAAUUUCCUAUGUAUUUUUGUUAAGAUCUUCUAAGAUCUAAAAUCUCUCACUAGACAUCACUAGCGGCUCAAAUCCAGUACAAGGAUCUGUGACAAAAACACAUAGGAGAAUUUCGACAACCCAGUAACUUAACCCGUAGCUCAGUUGGUAAGAGCAAUCUGUAAAAGGCGUCUGUGUUUCCCCGGAAAAAAAACAUGCUCAGUUUAUAUUGCAGCGGAACGGAAUGGAUGUGAAUUUUUGUAACGAAAUUGUACAUAGCAUAACAAUCUUUAUUCCGCGAAAAAUUUUGGCUCGUAUUGAGUUUGUACGUUACACAAUUGACCAUAAAGUUCAUUAUGCUAUGUCUGUCUGUCUGUAUGUAUGUACUAUGUCGUUACAAAAAUUAGCUUCCAUUCCGUUCCGCCGCAAUAUAAAUUGAGCUUAAUUGUUUUUUUUUUCAGGGAAACACAAACGCCGUAGUGUAUUUCAUCCAUUAUUAUUCAUUCAUCAUUAGUAUUAGUCAUUAAUCCAUAAUUUAUUAAAUGAGAAUGGGUGGUAUAUCCACGACAGAAGGAUGGAAUGUUCUAGAUGUUCUUGUUUUGAAACUUCGAUUUCAUAUAACAGGGUUAUUUAUAAAAUACAGACUAUAUUACUAACGUCUCAUAAACAAGCAACUUUAGCUCCAUGACUUUUUUCAAAAAUUUCAGUAAAAAUUUAACAAAAAUAAAUUGUCCAGUUUUUGUUGUACUAUGUCGUCGCCUUACUUUCUCAAACUCGUACCUUAAAUUACAAAGUUACUGAAAUGCAAAAAAUUGUAUAUACUAAUUUUGCAGGCAUCACAAGUAGCGUAGAGUUAAAUUUAAAGCUUGGCGUGGUAUCGACCCUGUACGAAUGGUCUAUUAUGAAAAGCUUACACGGUUGCAGAAGACAUACAUGAUUGCUUUAGGGUAGAAAUGCCAAAUACGAUAUAAUAAUUAUCAAAUAAUAUAAUAUAAUUGUCAAAGUAGUAUUUGUCAUUAUGCAGGCUGUAUAUUUGAAAGAGGGACAU